AAUGUAAAUAAAGUUAAUCCAUUCUGACCCCUGCAAAUGUGGUCAUGAACCGAUUUUGGUUGCAAACCAAGUCAGAUUUGCCCGUAAGGUAAAUAAAAAAAUAUUUACAGAAUGGAUUAACCUUAAUCACAAGAAUGUAACAAAGUACAGUACAAUAGAGAACACUAACCUAGGUGGGGGGAGGUUAUUGUUUGGAGGGAGAGUUUAAACAGUCGUGCAAUAGCAGUCAUGCUUGGGAGGGAGAUGGCUGCAAUCGUGCUCGUGCAGGGAAGAUGGGUGGGAUCGUGAUCGUCACCUGAUGCGGAGUUCACAACUUGAGGCAAUUUUUUUCUGAAAUUUCUGUGCAUGACCUGAUUUGGUCAUGAACUGAGGCGUUUGUGAGCCAAGGUGCCACUGUAUUUAAGUGCUUAUUAUUUUCAUGAACUGGAACAUGGGAGAGUGGAACAAAACAAUUUCCCACACCCAUUUUAUCUCAUUGUGCUAAAGUACUCUUUUUGCAACUGUGAUGCUGGAAGUUUGCUGAGCUGGUUUGUAAUUGCUUGAAGUAAUAUAAUGAAGGUGGUGGAGGUGAAAAGGUUAUUAUCCAUCUUCUCUCACAGGCUCUUUCUUAAUUUUUUAUGUGAAGCAGACUAAUGAAUAAAAACACAUUAUUACAAUUAGCUUAGCCCUAACACUAUCUCUGUAAUGUACUGCAUAUAUUUUGUUAAGCCUCCCAGCACAGUUGAACUUGAUUAGUACAAACCAGUUCUGAGACAUCUUUGCUGGACAUUUUGAGGGAAUUUAUUGCAGUGAACCAUCUUUCAGUUUGGAAUAGGGUGGCCAUUUUGUAUGGUAUAUAAACCCUUUUCAUGGAGGUGGUUUUAUGAGUCAAUAGUUGGGAUGUUUCAAAAAUGAGCUUAAAAUUAAAAUUUAUAUAUUCACAGAUGAACUUGAAUUCUUGAGUAUAUUCAAAUCAUUUUGCUUUGGACAAAACUGCAUGGUAGUUUUAGAGAAACAACUGGCUUGGUAACAAAUAGAGUGGUGGUUUUUGGGUUUGUUUGUUUGUUUUUUUGGGUGACUGAACUUCCAUGCUAAAGUGAGUUAUGUAUUUUAGUUAUUACCUAUAUUAUUUUCAUCUGUUUUACACCAAAAAUUUAACAGGCUUUGCUUGUAAUGCUUGGCAAUGUAUUGUAGAAACCGCAAAUGAAGGCCAGAUGUAUAAACUUGCAUAAUGUUGAAGCCACUGAUGAUAGACUGUAGGAGAACUUUAAAAAUGAAUUCCACAUAUUGUGAUUAAUUUAAAUAGCAAAAGUAUUUGAUUAAUAUAACGUUGGUACUCUGUAUUGGAUGUGAUGUGAAGCUAAACUGCAUUAUAAGCAAGGCUAGGUAAACCUGCAUGACCUAAUUACAGAUGUAUUUCUCAAAAUAGCCCCUCAGGGCUGAAAGCACAUUGCUAGUUGCAGACACAUUUAAAGGUGCCUCUUGGAGAAUAUAUCUUUAAAUAGUACUUCAUUGCCUCAUGCUUGUAUGUUCCUUACCAUGGAGGAUAUGUUUUUAAAACCCACUGAGCCUUUGGGUAAGAGCAUUUUGCUCCUUGUUGAUUGGAGAAUAAAGGAUCUUCCUCCUGCCUACUUUAGAAUUGCCUUUUAUGAGUAUGCAAAGUUUAGAGUUGAUUUGAGUGUUGAUUUCAAAUUUCAGUACUCAACUGUGUAUCAGUGCAGUAUUCACACAACACAUUAAGCUGUUAAGUUCUUUCUCUCUCCUACCCUCCAGAAAGCUGUUUAAGGACAGAACAUGUGAAUCUUAUUUGAUACCUAUUGGUAAUCAAGGUGCCUCAUCAUCUCAAAAACAAAUUUGGGCAAACUUCUGUCUCUCUAUUUGAAUGUUGUUGUUUUAAAAAAUUAAAAGAAAUGAUUCCAAUCUGUUGUAAGCUGAUGCAUUUGGAAGAGUGUGUUUUAAAAACAAAUAUAAAGGCAUUUGAACGAAACCUUUUCCACUUUAGUACAGUCUAAUAUGAAAUCGUCAGGAAGGCUAUUACCAUAUUAUUACUGCAUGUUUAAAGUAGUUCGAGGGGAACUGUGGAAGAUAAUUAAAGUCAGAUACUUAGUUUUACAUAGUGCAGUAUAGUAUGUUGUAGUAUUUUAUUACUGGGCUAGCAUAUUUGUAAAGAAUGGUAACAGUAGUAAGGAAGUCCCUAGUUCAAAUGUCACAUCAGCUACAAGCUCGGUACCUGACUUUAGGCAAACCUCAGUUCUUCCUGUACAGUACAGGGAUGUUUGUAAGCAUUAGGAUUACUGAGGUUAGAAGGUGCUUUGAAUGUUCAGAAAGCAGUAUAUAAAUAAUUAUGUUUGUUUCUGUUGUGAAGAUAAAUAUUCAAAUCUCUCUCACCUUGCUGCACAACAUAGUAAAAUAAACAACCAUAGUAAAAGUAUUUUUGGUAAAAUAUUGACUUAUUCCUGGCUGUUGAAAGAUUGGUUAAGUAACUGCUUUGUUUACGGAAAGGGUCUCCAACAUGUUUGUUAUUGUAGAAGAGGUAUGUGUAAUCAUGCUCCUUAAAAACCUUUCAACUUAGAAAGGCCUAUGGUAUAAUGUAAGACUAAGGGAGUCAAGUAUGGUGCAGAGGAGGGUAUUCUGUCAACUAGUUCUGUCAGUUUUGGCUAACAGGUCAGAUGUUACUGCAAGUACUUAGCUGCUUUUGCACUUCUGAUACGUUGUAGCAAUUUUUUUUUCUUUAUGCACUGAUGUGGAAAAAGUUAUUUCAGAUCUUUCAUUCAAAACACAUUGAGAUGGUUUAUCAGUUGUUGGAAACCAUAGCUACCUUAUUUUCCUUUGUAACAGCUUUUGGAAAAAAUGUUUUUGGAAUAUUUGGUAGUAUAAUGAUUUGAACAGGGUUGCUUUAAGGGGCAAAACAAAACAAAAAAAUAACUGAAAUCAGGCUUCUCCUGAGUAGCAUUCCCUGCCUGCCAGUAAUAUCUGGCUUCAUUCCGGUAGUCAGUAAUAUGUGACAUGGACUUGCAGCUGCUCGGAUUCAGGUCCGGAUUGGAGUGAGUUACCGACUGGUUCACAGAAGCAGUCUUUUGUGCUUUUUGAGAUUUUUCUGUAUGUAGCAUUUGUGCUCCAACAAACUGCAGUCUCUUCAGCACGUGCACUAAUAGCCAGCGUGUGGGUAUUACUUCAUAAGGAGGGAGGUGCUUUGUGGCAAAUAUUUCACACAUUGCUACGUUAUUACUGGCUGAUGUUGACAGCACAUUGCAGCCAUCUUAAUCACACUUUCAGUGCAGCUGAAACAGUGCAGUCUCAAAAUGGCUGACGAAAUGUUCUCUGGAGCAGUUUAGUCUGACUGUAUGCUAAUGAGCAAGUCUGGUGGAGUCACAUGUUACAGAAUCAGAGGUUCAAGAUGGAAAGCAAUGAAGAACCUCAAAAAAAGGUGUUUAAGGCCCGGAAAACCAUGAGAGCCAGUGACCGACAACAGCUUGAGAGUGUGUAUAAGGUGAAAGAGGAGCUUUUGAAGACAACUGAUGUCAAGCUGUUAAAUGGAAAACAUGAAAAUGGUGAUUCAGAUCUCAGUUCCUCUUUACUCAAUUCUGACUGCACUGAGGACAAAGAGGUGAAUGGCAUAGAAGAUUUAUGCCUAGACUCUGAAGAAGGAAAAAUGGACUCUGAGGAAAUCACUGAAGUCAAAAGCCCAGAUAUAGAGAACCAGGGUGGUGACCUGAAUUCCAAACUUGAAACUCCUCCUGAGAACAUUGUUUCUGAACAGAAAAAUGAGGAUGCUCACUGCACUUCAGGCCCUGUCUCUGAAAGUCAGGUGCUUAACUGUAAUAAAGACAAUGACAUCCAGGAUGAGGUCAAUGUAAAAGAUAAUUUGGAUCAUAAAAUCAUCAAAGAUGAUUUGGAUCAGAAAGCUACACUAAAGGAGCCUGAAGAGGAGAGUCAAAUAACCAGUAACAUUAAUAACUGCAUAGUAGAACCAGUAGAAACAAAAGAGUUAGCUCUUUCUUCUGAUCUGGCUGUAGAAGAAGAAAAGAAUACUGAGGAAGCUGUGGUAAAGGAGAUGAUUGGCGAGGAAACAAUAUCUAGCAGUUUGGAUAGAGAUAAUUGUCCAAAGGAUGAAGAUGUCCAGUCUACAGACCUUGUAGAUACCAGUGUUCAAAAGGCUAUUGAAGGUGAACCAGCUGAAAGCAUCUUGGGAAAUGCAGGGACCAUGGAAACAGAUGAAAUUAUUCCAAUUUUAGAAAAGCUGGCCCCAGCAGAUGAAUUAAACUGUUUUUCCAAAUCCAUCUUGGUUCCAGUGGAAAAUUCCAACUUAGAUUCAGAAGAUAAAGUUGAAAACUCAGUAAAUUCUCCAUUGAAACAUGAAAGCAGUGAAAAUUUGCCAAAAGAAGCAUUCUUGGUGCUUUCUGAUGAAGAAGAACUCUGUUGUGACAAAGAAGCUGAACUGGUAAUUCCAAACCAUGCAAGCCCUUCAGAGAAAGAAGAUGAAGAAGAGGAAAAAGAACUGGACAAAGUGGAAGAAAAGGAACACAACAAAGAGGAAGAGAAGCCUCCAGAAAGAAGUGAGGCUUCAAGAAGAAAGCGUUCCAAAUCAGAGGAUAUGGACAAUAUCCAUUCUAAACGCCGUCGAUAUAUGAGAGAAGAAUAUGAAGCAGAAUUUGAAGUAAAAAUUACAGCCAGAGGGGAUGUUCAUCAGAAGCUAGAAAAGGUUAUCCAUCAGUUUCUAGAAGAGAAAUUCAGUGCUCUCCAGUGUGCAAUUUUUGAUAAAUCUCUAGCUGAUCUGAAAACCAGAGUAGAUAAGAUUGAAUGUAGUAAAAGACACAAAACUGUCCUCACCGAAUUACAAGCUAAAAUUGCAAGAUUGACAAAACGUUUUGGAGCAGCCAGAGAGGACUCAAAGAAAAGAACAGAAAAUCUACAAAACACACCCCAUUCUCCAGGAAAAGCAAUGGGUGAUACAAGUAAUCUCAACACUGUAGCAUAUAGAAAUGCUGGCACAGUAAGACAAAUGCUGGAGUCCAAGAGAAAUGUAGGAGACACUUUUCAGUCUCCUGUGACUACAGUGUCUGCUACUACUCUUACAACUCCUCAGACACCAGUCAGUGGACAUCCCAAACCACAAACACCAGUCACGUCUGCACCAUUGACUUCGGGCACCUUGACAUCUGUUCUUCCUACAGCUAAUACAGCAACAGUAGUUGGCACUAGCCAAGUGGCUGGUGGGAACACACAGCCAAUGUCUGUUUCACUGCAGUCCUUGCCAGUAAUACUGCAUGUACCCGUUGCGAUGUCUUCCCAGCCUCAGCUUCUACAAGGACAUACUGGUACCUUGGUUACUAACCAGCAAUCAGGAAGUGUUGAAUUUAUACCUGUACAAAGCCAGUCUAAUGUUGGUAACCUAACUAAAACCCCACUGUCUUUGUCAUCAGCUAAUUCAGUGAAACCAAACAGCAGCCCUUCUGUACCCAGCUCUAGCAUUCAGAGGAACUCUCCAGCCAGUGUUGGCUGUUCAAUAGGGACAACUCUAGCUGUGCAGGCUGUCUCAACAGCACAUCCUGUUGCACAAGCCACAAGGACUACUUUAGCUACUGUAAAUACUUCAGGGGUAUAUACUCCUACUACCAAUAGGAAUUCUAUACAGAUGAAGAUCCCUUUGUCAGCCUUCAGCAAUACAGCUCCUUCCGAAGCAAACUCCACAGUUGUACCUAGAGUUGAGAGUCAGACAUCAAGAUUGCUUCCACCUCCAUUGCCACCAACAGAUAUUUCAGCAAACAAGAAAGCAUCUGAGAUUCCAUCACAGAGUGGAAAGGUUGCAGGCAGUGCUGCCGGAGGAGUAAUUGAUCUCACAUUAGAUGAUGAAGAUGAUGGCACUUCUCAAGAUGGCAAGAAACAGAACCAGUCUAACAUGUCUGGAAUGGGCCUGUCAACUCAGUCUGUAGCUCGUCCCCUGCAGCCAGUACAGACAAACCCGCUCCAACAAGCAGGUGUGCCGACAAGUGGCCUUUCACAGACCACCAUACACGUUCUCCCCACAGCCCAGACAACUGUGAAUGUAACCCAUCGUCCGAUGACUCAGGCUUCAGCCAGACUCCCAGUACCAAGAGCACCCGCUAACCAUCAAGUGGUUUAUACUACUCUUCCUGCACCAUCAGGACAGAAUCCUGUGCGGACCACUGUCAUGCAGAGCCCUAAUUUAAGACAGGUCACCCCACAGAGUUCAGGUGUGACAGUGCGAAUGCCUCAAACAACAGCAUAUGUUGUGAACAAUGGACUAACUUUGGGAUCUGGAGGGCCUCAGCUCACAGUGCAUCAUCGGCCACCUCAAGUGCAUUCAGAGCCAUUGCGGCCUGUGCACCCAGCCCCACUGCCAGAGGCCCCACAGCCAUCACGUUUGCCUCCUGAAGCUGCCAACACCUCUUUGCCUCAGAAGCCACACCUGAAGUUAGCACGUGUACAAAGUCAAAAUGGUAUAGUGCUAUCCUGGAGCGUUUUGGAAGUGGACCGAAGCUGUGCCAGCGUUGAUAGCUAUCAUCUGUAUGCAUACCACGAGGACCCCAGUGCCACUGUGCCCUCUCAAUGGAAAAAGAUUGGAGAAGUAAAGGCCCUCCCCCUGCCUAUGGCAUGCACACUUACUCAGUUUGUAUCUGGAAGCAAAUACUAUUUUGCAGUUCGUGCUAAGGACAUCUAUGGACGGUUUGGACCUUUUUGUGACCCCCAGUCAACAGAUGUGAUUGCUUCCCAAGGCAGUUAAACAUGAGACUUAGAAGACUUCCAUUUUUGCCUCACAGUUGUGGCUUACUCUGGUUUUGGGUUUAUUCUCUUGCAUGAAAUUCACUGUAAAAUCUCCUCUGCAGGAUUAUUUUGGACAGCUAUGUCAUACACUACAGAACUUAAAACCAAAACCAAAAUAAAUUCCUAGCCUGCAGUAAGAGAGCCUGAAUUUCUGAUGAAGUCCUGAAGUAUGAAUCCUCUCUUGUCCCCUCUGAAGCUGCUCCACCUAUUAAGUGAGACUCCAUGACUUAGGAAUUUGGCAUCAUGUUGAUGUGUCUCAGUGGGCUGAACAAGAAUUAUUAAUCACUGACACAAGGGUAGAUGAGGAGUGUAAAACGGUCAGGUUAGGAGGGAAGCUAAGAUUCAGGGUCUGUCAGUCUUCCUUCCAUCCUUCCUUCCUUCUUUCUUUCGGAACAGUGUCCAACCAGUCUUACCUUACAAGUGCUCACCUGCUUUCUAGAGACGAAGGACUGUUUGCAUGUCCUUGAGGAAUGUAUGGGAGUCUACUUAUACAAGUGGUAAGGAGGGGGAUGAGCAGUCCUCUGGCUAGUUUACGGAGUACUUGCCACCAAAACCAGGUGGCAGUUCUGAAGCCAGACAGAACAGGUUUGUAGAACAACGUCAUUUGCAUUUCCAGUUGCUUCCUGAUCGUCCUCUUAAGAGCCUCCUCUUUUAAACUAAUUUAAUUUGUGCCUUAAAUAAUAAUUUCACAAAUAAAUGCAAUCAUGCUUUGUAUGUUCCUCCUUCCUUUGCCCGCUUUCAUUUUUUCUGCUCUUCUUCCUAGCUCCAGAAUUUCAUAACCUUGCCUUGCAAACUUCCAAGAAAUACAGUUCCCAACCUUUCUUGAGUUAAUUCCCAAAAAAUCCAAGUUAGUUUUAAAAUUUCUUGUUCUUAUUAAUCUGUGAAGAUGGAUUAUGGUGACAUUAUUUGGCUGCAUAGUGUUCCUGGGAAGUUCUUAAGAAGUUGGGCUGCACUAUAGACCUUCCAGAAGUGAUCGUGGUGGCAUAUGGCACUUCAUUCUCCUGCCACAAAUAGACGUUUGGGUAGCCACAUAAGGCCAGCCUUUGAUUAAAGCAAUCAAUUAAAUAUUCUAAUAUAAUGUUUCAUUUUUUUAAUGGCUGAGUCAAGAAAACAGAAUAGUACUUCCUGUCAUCCCACCAAGAGUUAGUACCCACAACAAACCGCUAAAGUACCCCUGACAAUGAAAUAGAAGCAAAUUUUCCAGAGUAAAGCAGCAUAUCUAUUGUGCUUCUCAUCCAUCAUCUUUCAUGGGGAGUGGGUGGCAGUUCUUUCCACUUCAUUGUUGCAUUUUCUAAAACUUACUUUGAAACUGAUAAAGUUGAAACUGAAAUGUAUGGUGCAGAAGAGGGACAGGCUGGAGCUUGUUGAUACUGUGUAUUUUGGGAAUACAGGGUCUUAAUUCUGUUUCUGUGAGAACAUAAUAUGGAGUAAAACUCCUUAAUUUUUUGUAUAUGGUACAUCUUGUGUCCUCAUCUAUGUUACAUUCCUUUUGAAACAUGAUAUCCUUCCUGUGGAUAUUUGGCUUACCUCUCUUAAUGGUUCAAAUGAAGAAUUACCUUUGAGCCAGGUGAAUUUUGCCCUUGCUCUUUGUGCAGAAUUUUAUAGCCUCAAGUAGCAGACAGUUAAACACAUAGUUUGUUUGCCACAUUUGCUUAGCAGUGGUGCUAUCACCUUCAGAAACAAAAUUGUUUAGUUUGCUUCUCUGCUAGCAUCUUUAAAUUUAAGCAAACACAAAGACCUCUCUAGAGGAAGCACUGAUAAGACAUCUUUCCCUCAGUUUGAAACAGAUUUGGGCCACCUGUAAUUGAGUUGACUGUAAUACUAAAAAGCUAAACACAAACGCUGUCAUCGGAAAAACAUUAAAAUCUGCGUGUGGAGCAUUUUGUUAUAGAAAUAUAUUUAAAGGCAGGAGAUGGAAAACUAGGGGCUUACCACUCUGCUGUUGACCCCUAGUUUAUGUAGCCAAAGAUGUAGUUUCCUCUUUGCAUUGGGUCUUGCUGGAAAAAUGGGUCCUUCCUUUCCUGUUUCUUCUUGCAUUUGAGUAAUAAAGUCAAGCUUGAAUACAGGUGGAAAGGAUAUGUGUGUUUUAUAGGGUGUGUUGGCCCUCUUGAAUGAAACUAGAUUGUUCACAUACAGGCAGUCCCUGGGUUACGAAUGGCUUAGUUACCAACAUCCAUACUUGCAAAUAACCUGCCAUAAAGCUUAUCAAGUUAAAAAUGAGAGUUGAAGACAAGUGCCUUGUAGAAACAAACAUAGGACCUUUUGGAGUUUUAUGGAAAAUCAUCACCAUAGAGAAAGAGGAAGUGAAAGAGGAGAGGGGAAGGGCCUCCAGAGCAUACCUUCUUGCCGCACCCAUCCAGAGAGGGAAAUCCCUCUGGCACUUUCUUGGUGCAAAGAGGAGGUGCUGGUGAGUGAAAGGGAGGACAAGGAAUAAGAACAUAAGAAUGUAAUAAAUGAAGAAGGGGAGCCCUGCUGGAUCAGAACAAGGUCAAAGUGAGAGAGGGAAAAGCAAUCCAGUACACAUAUGCUCAACAGUAUUAAGAAUUAACGUUUAGCAGGGGUAGAAUGUAAAUGAUUUUUCUACUCUUGCAGGGGUCCUGUGCCCCAACCCCUGCGAAUGGGGAGGGCCGACUAUAUGGAAGUGUUUCUUGUGUUUUAUGUGCACAGAAAGGUAAAAUACAUAUACCAAGACAAACCUUUGGCUUACUCAUGCUAGCUAUAUAUACGAUCUGAUUUACAUACAAAUUCAACUUAACAACAUUUUUAAAAAUGGAACUCAUUCAUAACCUGGGGACUGCCUGUGUUUUAAACCAGAAAUAGUGGACCCAUAGUCUUCCAGAUGUUGGAUUGCAGCUCCAGUCAGCCUCAGCCAGUAUGGCUGUCAAUUGUGGGAGUUGUAGUCUAGCAACAUCAGAAGGGCAACAGAUUCAUCACUCCUGUUACUUACAUGGCAGUAAGAUGUCAUUCAAAAGUCUUGCACAAUGCUGCAGAUAAACUUUCCUUAAAUAUACCCCUCACCCACCUAUCUCCCAAAAGUGAAUCCUGCUUUGGGAGAACUAUGUGCUUCAUUCAUCUUGUCCCAAGAGAGGGAAAAUAUUAGCAACUAACAUUUUAUUGUUCUGUUUCCAUGGUUAUAUGAUAAUUCCUCAUUUGGUCACACAAACUUGUGAUAGGUGCUAACUGCAGUUUUUGUUAGGUUAGAUCCAACCAGUGUACUUAAUGGCAUAGUUUCAUAUUAAGAUUUGUGAACUGAAAGUGGUAGUGGAGGACAGAGGGGAACCACACUUAAGGAGCAGACUGGAUAUGCCUGACUAAUCAUGUCAUUCAACAGAGAAGGGAAGGCAGAAAUAAGUGCUUGGAGUGAGUUGUAAGCAGGAAGGAGCUCCCAUUUUGGCACCUUAUAGCCUUGCAUUCCUUUGCUUUUUGCUCCAAAGAUCUUAAGUUACAGAUUUGAGCAUCUGCUUACAACAGAUAUUUGAAAGUUUCCUUUUAAUCAAAGUAUUAUAAAUUAAACUAGAUUGCACAAUACCCAACUGCAGUAAUGUUGGAUUUUUACUACUCAUUGAGAAAUUAUGCAUCCCACUUAGAACAUUAUUGAUUAGACGGAGAAGAUAUUUUCUAAAGACCUUAAGACAGAGGGGGCAAGAUGGAUUUUCAUUGUCGGCAUUGCAUUAUGUCAGUAUUCUUUUCCCCUUGCUUAUUGCAGUAUAUGGCUGGCCCAUCCUCAAUUCUAGUUUUCACUGCUAUUAAAUGUGAAACCGAAGUAUCUUUUUUCAUAUGUAUUUCAUCAAUGAUCUGCUUUUUGUCUUUAAUACUUGAGAAUCCAUCUUCAGGUGUAAGGGUAAGCAGCCUGGUGCCCUCUAUAUGUUUUGGAUUGUAGUUCUCAUUCUCCUUGACCAUUAGCCAUGCUGGGCUUAAUGAGAAUUGUCCAAAAUGUCAGGUUACCUACUCCUAUAUUUGGUUCAGUUUCAGAGGAAAGGCUAAGUGAAAGGUGUUCACUGUAUAAAGGGGUAGGACAAUAGUGGCUAAAUUCCUGUGAACCCCUUAGGGUAACUUGCUCAUUAUCAUCUUUGAUCAUAGCUAGAAAGCCUUUUCAGGUAAAACCUCAACAGUUGGUGGGUUGGAGACUUGGAAAGGACAGGGGAUACAAUACACACUUUCUUUACUGGAAACUUGAUGACAGAAGAUGGUAUCCUCAAGUGUGCCAGCAAAUGUUCUAAGAAUAUAUAAAAAUUGAGAUUUUGCUGAAGUUCACCAUUUUUGCAGCAGUGCUUCUGAAGGUAUCUAUUGCAAGAAAAAGGACUCGAGCAAAGUGGUGACAAAGCUAUUGAUGCCUGUGGGAGUAAAGAGGGAAGCUACCAUAAUUAAGAAUAUAAGUUGUAACGCAAUAAAUCACAUUGGUUCACACUUUUGUUUAAGACUCUUUACCUAAAUGGUUUGUGACCAUAUAAGGCCAGUGUGUCAGUAGCUUUGUUCCUUGAACAUCCAUAUCACAGUAUUAGCUAGAAGAGCUACAACCACACUACAAAAUCAGUUUGUCCUAAGCAAUGGUUCAACCUUAGAAUUCCCACAGUAUUUUCAUUCAGUCCAUGAUAAAAAUAACCAGUUUUUGAAAAAUGAAAGCUUGAUAGAUUAAUGAUCCUUUUUUGCGUUUGGGUUCUGUGAAAACUGGUACCAGUGUUUGGCAAUACAGAGGAUGGCCAUCUGGUUCUUCCACAAACAGGCUAUCCCAUCCUUCCUAUCCAGUAUCCAGUUUUGUUGAGGAGAGUAAUAUGUACAAGUAGAUAAGAAUACAAAUCAAGAUGUGUUCUUUUUAUCAUUGGAUCUAAUCAAUACUUUGAAGCACAUAGACUGGUUUCUUACCUUACUGUGCUGGCGUUUCCUGUUUGAAAACAUUUUAAGUGCUGUUUAAGUUUUAUCUGUAAAUAAAAUAACUGGACAGCCAAACCUUGGGGUACUUGUUGAACUUCAAUAACUUAUCCACUGGCAAAUAAAUUGCUACAAAACCCUUUAUAUAAACUUGCACUCCUUUUUCUUCUGCAGAUAAACGUGUAAAUAAGAUAAUGUAGGGCAUACCAAAAAGUCCAAUUUAAGCAGGGCAAUGGCAAGUUCUCCCUAACUUUUGUAUGCAUUGUAGAUUAGUGUCUGUAUACGUGUUAAUUGUAGUGGGGUUUUGUCUGACAAGCUUGAGAUUUAUACUUUGAAAUAAACUAUUGGGUUUUUCA
Messenger RNA from Varanus komodoensis (Komodo dragon), 11990 nucleotides. It is a transcript of the gene ATF7IP, whose product is annotated as activating transcription factor 7 interacting protein. The transcript is spliced from 15 exons. Gene Ontology annotation, cellular component: nucleus; transcription regulator complex. The coding region runs from base 3353 to 6724 and encodes 1123 amino acids. Gene Ontology annotation, molecular function: protein binding; transcription coregulator activity. The record is from RefSeq and is a predicted model, not a curated record. NCBI's taxonomy places the organism in Eukaryota, Metazoa, Chordata, Lepidosauria, Squamata, Varanidae. Gene Ontology annotation, biological process: regulation of DNA-templated transcription.